Molecule: messenger RNA, 1294 nt
Organism: Zea mays
Lineage: Eukaryota; Viridiplantae; Streptophyta; Magnoliopsida; Poales; Poaceae
Product: putative B3 domain-containing protein Os03g0621600
Exons: 5
Coding region: 106-1080 (324 amino acids)
Molecular function (GO): DNA binding
Source: RefSeq, a predicted model, not a curated record
UCCAAAGACAUAGCCCAAGCCCACCCUCGGUGUCUCCGUUCUUCCACGAGUGUUGGUGGUCACCAAAGCUUCAUCUUGGCAUCAGGAAGCUGCAGUGUGGUGAAGAUGAUGAAACCUGGUGAGAGAAGCAGGGAGAGGGAUGCUGAUUUCCACUAUUCGGGUCACGACGAUGAGAAGGACAGGUACUUCUUCAAGGUUCUGGUUGGCGAUUUCCGUGAACGACUGGCCGUCCCUGACAAAUUCAUGCAGCACUUCACCAGAGGGCUAGUCACAAGCAGUGUUACGCUAGAAUCACGCUGCGGACGCAGUUUCCAUGUCCAAGUGGCUGAGAAUCUGGGCAAGGUGGUCCUUCAAGCGGGGUGGAAGGAGUUCGUCGCUGCGCAUGGCUUGAGCAUGGGGGACGUCCUGGUUUUCAAGCACGACGGGACUCCUCGGCUGAAGGUUUUCAUGUUCGACCAUAGCUGCUGCGAGAAAGUGCCGCCGCCAUGCCCUGUCAAGAUCAAGCGAGAGCAUCAUGUCUGUGGCGGAGAGAGAAGGGAGACGCACCCUGAAGUUCCAAGCAGCAGCUGUGGAGAUGCUUCCAUGACUUUUGUCACCGCUAGCUCGUCGUCAGCCUCCCCCUCCGACGACGCGUCAGGAGAGUGGAUAUUAUCUCCAGAAGACCAGAAACCACGUUACGUUCCAGGUUACAUCCUCCCAAAUGGAACCUACCUCACCUGUGUGCAGAUGCAGAAACUGAAAGAAAGAGUCCGAGCUAGGACUUCUACUAUCCCCAUCUACGGAUGCACCGUGAGGAAGAGCAACAUUCGUAGGGGAUCUCAGAAUAUGGCCAUACCAAGAGCAUAUGCUGAUGUAUACCUACCAUUCGAGGACCGAACGCUGACGCUCCAACGCUGCGGCGAGAGCUGGGAGGUGCAGUGUCGGAUUCAGAAGGGCAGACGCGGAUGCAAAAGGCUCGCGCAAGGGUGGAGGCAGUUUGCUCACGACAACAAGCUGCAGCUGGGAGACCUCUGCCUCUUCGAGCUACUUGAGAACACCAGCAAGUACACGAUGGAUGUGCAUGUCGUUCGCGCGGAAUGAAAAUUGCAUGCACAGGCAGCUGACGCUCUUGGCGCCAGCAUAGCUUUUGCAGCAACAUGUGGAUGGUGGUAGCAGAUGCAUGCUUGCCCAUCCUCUCUGGUUGGGCAAUUGGUUAACUCGUGUGUGCCGCCGCCUAAGUUCAGGCUUCAGAGUGUUUAACUUGUGACCCAUAUUAUGCUCCAGCAAUCGUUUGAGGACAGAGGUCAUCACGAUU